Messenger RNA from Rhododendron vialii, 1601 nucleotides. RefSeq names its product putative F-box protein At1g47790. Lineage: Eukaryota; Viridiplantae; Streptophyta; Magnoliopsida; Ericales; Ericaceae. Gene Ontology annotation, molecular function: protein binding. The coding region runs from base 15 to 1472 and encodes 485 amino acids. The transcript has a single exon. The record is from RefSeq and is a predicted model, not a curated record.
ACGAGGUUGUUGAGAUGCAAGAAGAUGGGCAGAGAGGUGAAGAGGAAAAUGGAAAAGCGGUGGCCACCGCGGAAGAAGAGGCGGCGGUGGCGGUGCUGCCUCACGAUUUAGUGGCUUCGGAAGUGCUAACAAGGCUUCCGGCCAAGUAUCUGAUGCGGUUCAACUGCGUGUCAAAACUGUGGGGCUCAACCAUCUCCAAAGAUCCUGCCUUUUCCAAGGCCCACUGUGCUCGGCAGCAGCGUUCCGGCUCCUCCUCCCUGUUCAUUACGUGUUCGGAUGCCAACUCCUUCGGCUGCUUCUACGCAACCCGUAAUGAUUCUCAUCCUUCCUACUGCGAAGAAGAAGAAGAAUCAUCCUUCGUUGUUUCGAAGCCUCACCAAUUUACUACAUCCUGCAAAUAUGAGGGAGCGACGGAAGUCAUCAACGGCCUCUUUUGUUUGCACGCAGGUAAUUGCGCUUGGAUAUGCAACGUCUCUACCCAUGAAAUUAGGGAGCUUCCUUAUUCCUCAGAUCUUGAAAAUGCCCAAAAGUUCAAAUAUUUCUUUGGAUGUGCUUCUACUGACAAUAACAGGAAGGAAUACAAGUUACUUAAGUUAUGCUUAAUUUCUUUGUUCUCCAAAAUAACAAAUCUUAUUAGGACUUAUAUUAGAGUGUGCGAGAUUCUGACUAUUGGCAAGGACCAGACAUGGAGAAGGCCGUGGACAUUGGUAGAUAACCCGGAAAUCGAAUUGGAAUUGGACCGAACAAGUGUUUGUAUCGACGGAUCUCUCUGUUGCUGGCACUGCAAUGGGGGCGAUUUGAUUGUUUUCAAGUUCGAAGAUGAGAGCUUGCAAAAGAUUGGCCUGCCACCAAAGGCUAGUUACUCCAGUAACGCGGAGUAUGGUUCGUUACUGCUGCAAUUUAGAGGCCAUUUUGCUCUUUUAAGACAGAAGGAGGAGCUUAUUGGAAGAGGAGUUCAGCAUGGGUGCUUAGUGAACCGGAAAUUAGAUCUUUGGGUAUUAGAGUUGAACAGACACGAUAAACAAGGUUCGUAUGAAUGGAUUAACCACAUCAUCGACGUUCCAUGUGAUUUUCCUGGUCGGGGAUGUAGUUUCCUUGGCAACCUCCCCCUCCCCACAGGUGAUCGGAUGUUGUUGACUAGCGUAGUGGACAUUGCUAUGAAGAAGCCGGACGUGCGUGUUUAUUCAUAUGACGACACUAAAGGCAAGUUUGAGAAGUUUGUGAUUGGCAAGUUCCCACUGUGGUCGCCGUCGUCCCAAAUUACUUCAGUCUGGUGGAAGGAGACAAACAAGUUCCGUGUCCACUAUUAUGAGGAAGAUAUCACACCUUUGAUAGAUUUGGUUUUUAGCAACAAGGAUCCGAGUCUCACUUCUAGUUGCACCAAAAAGGAGAAAGAGGAGAAGGAGAAGGAGAAGAAGGGUAACGGACCAAAAAGGAGAAGGAGAAGGAGAAGGAGAAGCAGAAGGGGGUAAUGGGACGACUACUCUGGGCAAAAGCGGAGCCAGGUUUCAUUUAUCAUCAACGAGGAGUCGAGUCUCACUGCUAGUUAUACAAGUGGAAGUAGAGGAUGAAGUUCGUUUAUUCGGAAAAGAGGAAGAAGG